Messenger RNA from Fomitiporia mediterranea MF3/22, 603 nucleotides. RefSeq lists its product as uncharacterized. The transcript is spliced from 2 exons. NCBI's taxonomy places the organism in Eukaryota, Fungi, Basidiomycota, Agaricomycetes, Hymenochaetales, Hymenochaetaceae. The record is from RefSeq and is a predicted model, not a curated record. Bases 1 to 603 code for a protein of 200 amino acids.
AUGCAGAACCACACAGGACUAGUUGCAAGGAUACGGAUGAUCUAUGUAGAGGUGGAGAUUCCAGUCUCUGGCAAGGAAACAUGCACGAAAAACCAGAAGGUUGUGGUGGAGUCUUCAAGCAAGGAGGACAAGGAUAUCCCUCCGGAUUGGGCAGAGGGAAUGGUCUUCCACACGCCUGAGUGUGUGAAGUGUGCAGAGAGGCACAAGGGUCCUCAGGGAUCCACUUGCCAGACUGUGAUGGAUUGGCUGUGCUACAGUAAUCUGAUGAUCGUUCGCAUAGAAAACCAGUGCACAGCAUGCAUAUUCCGCCACUCUGGAUGUAGCCUGAAGGGAAUCUGGUGUAAGACUAGGGGGCAAACUGCGGAAUUGCACAGUACAACUUGGAACCUACGUUCUGUCAUCCCUCCAAUCACACGUAGUGAAGCCAGAACAGUCUGCAACCUCCACUCACAGAUGACCAAGGAGCUGAACAACCUGGAGUUGCAGCUGAUGAUGAUGAAGAACGAGUUUGAUGCAAAGAUCAUGGCUCUGAGGUGGGGUAUCAACUUCUUAGCCAUGGCAGCAGAAGCCUCUGUAGAUAGUGGGGUGGAAGAGUUAGAGUAG